This is a messenger RNA of Acanthopagrus latus (yellowfin seabream), 4435 nucleotides long. RefSeq names its product probable polypeptide N-acetylgalactosaminyltransferase 8. Gene Ontology annotation, cellular component: Golgi apparatus. NCBI's taxonomy places the organism in Eukaryota, Metazoa, Chordata, Actinopteri, Spariformes, Sparidae. The record is from RefSeq and is a predicted model, not a curated record. The coding region runs from base 195 to 2090 and encodes 631 amino acids. The transcript is spliced from 12 exons.
CAAAGGGAAGUUGAAGAAGAUGUUAUGAAUGUGUCAGAUUUAUAAUUGCACUUAAUGACUUCCACAUGAACACAAACAGGUUUCCUGCUGUGCUUGUUGACUGGUAGAACAGGUCUGUUGAGUGGGAGGAGUUUGUGUUGCCUGUGAGGUUUUAUUCUCUUGCAGGAACUCAAUCAAGUAGGUGUAUUAUCAGCAUGAGAGCGGUGUCGUUAAAGCAGCCAUUCCUCAUAUUGGUGGGGUUUGGACUGAUCAUAUUUGUGAGCAUCUCUCUAAGGAGUAAAUAUGAGUGCAGAGCGGUGGCCAACAAAGAGCUGGACACACCCUGUCUGAGCAGGUGUUUUUCUGAUCUGGAAGCCAGAAUCGACAAUAUCUACAAUGUACUCACAACUUUUGAGAAAAAGCAAGAUGCCAUCCAGAAAACGUUGGAAGAGGAAAGAGAGGAACGCAGAAAAGCUGCAGAACAGCCACCAGCCAAAAAGGAACCAGAGCAGAAAGAAAAACCCGAAGCAGAGGUCCAGGAGCAAAAGGAGGCGCCCAAAGAGGAAAAGUCCAAUAAACCGUUCCCCUUGUCUCCCCUGUUCAAGGACUGGGGGGAGGAUCUGUCUGAGGAAGAACAAAGAGAGGCAGAGGGUUUGUUUCAGAAGUAUGGAUACAAUGUUUUUCUGAGCGAUCGCCUUCCUCUCGAUCGAGCUCUUCCAGAUACCAGAGAUCCAAGGUGUUUGGAAAAAAGUUACCCAAAGGACCUGCCAAGUAUUGGAGUGGUGCUGAUCUACCUGAACGAGGCCCUGUCUGUCAUCAAAAGAGCCAUGCGCAGCAUCAUCGACCGCACCCCUAAAAACCUGCUGAAGGAGAUAAUAAUGGUGGAUGACAAUAGCUCUAAUGAGGACCUGAAGGGGGACCUUGACAUUUACGUGAAGAUGCUUGAGGAGCAGAAUCCAGAUCUGCGCAUUGUAAGAGUGAGGCACGAUGAGCAGAAAGGCCUCUCUACUGCCAGGGUCUCUGGAUGGAGGGUUGCUACUGCGGACGUGGUGGCCAUCCUGGACGCACACAUCGAAGUCCAUGAGAUGUGGGCUGAACCUUUGCUGACACAGAUCAAAGCUGACCGAACCACGGUGGUUUCUCCUGUGUUUGACGUAGUCAGCUUUGAUACCCUCAUGGUUAUUCCAUACCUUGCAAAAGCACAAGGCUUUGACUGGAAUUUAUGGUGUUUGUAUGAGGAUUUUUCACCAGAGUAUUACAAACUCCAGGACACCUCACUGCCUGGAAAGAGUCCAUCCGUCAUGGGAAUUAUGGUAGCUGAAAGGAAGUUUCUCGGAGAAAUUGGACUUCUUGAUGAAGGAAUGAAAGUGUACGGCGGAGAAAAUGUUGAGCUGGGAAUUCGUGUGUGGACAUGUGGAGGCAGUGUUGAAGUAGUUCCGUGCUCCAAGAUUGCCCACAUCGCAAGGUUUCACAAGCCCUACACACCUGACCUGGACGCUGCCAUGAGGAGAAACGCCCUGAGGGUAGCAGAAGUCUGGAUGGAUGAAUACAAACACAACGUCAACCUAGCCUGGAACUUGCCAUUUGAGAAUCAUGGAAUUGACAUUGGGGAUGUCUCUGAGAGAAAAAAACUCAGAGAAAGUUUGAACUGUAAACCUUUCAAAUGGUACCUGGAAAAUGUGUAUCCCAACUUAGAUCCCUGGGACGACCUACUUGGCUAUGGAGGAAUGAAGAGUCUUGAUGCUGGGAUGUGUCUAGACCAAGGCCCACAACCAGGUCACACACCCAUCGCCUUCCAUUGCUACUUCUAUGGACCUCAGUACACUUAUUACCACACGACUGGUGAGCUCUACAUCGGCGGCAUCAAGUCCCACAAAUACAGUGACAACCGCUGCAUAACUGUUGUCGGCAAAAAUGAAACCAAGCCUGGUCUUUUCAACUGCAGAGAGGCUAUGGAGAAAGGAAUGGGGAUUUACUGGGACUUCACUCAGGGCAAAGAACUGAAGAACAGAGAAACACAAAGAUGCCUGGAGAUAAAAGACAACAAACUUAUAGUACAGGAAUGCUCUGGCCAAAGAUGGGAAAUCCAAAACUUUAUCAAAACUUUUUAAGGUAUUGUGUGUGGAGCCAACAAGAAGUGCACUUUUCUGCUCGUAGGUCAGUAGAUAGUAACACCUGAAUGUGUGAAAGGCUGAGACUCCUAUAAUUAUUUAAGUCCACUUUAUUUAGGAUGGAAAAAGUGAGAGACUGAUUUUAAAAAAAAAGUGAUUUUAAAUUUACUGAUUUUCCCUAAAAUCAUAAUUAUGGAUACAACAUGUUAUGGAUAGACAAUAAAGCUGCUAGUAAUUCUUAUUUGUACCAUUUAUUGAUCUGCCUGGAGGUUCAGAGCAGGAAGGGCUAGCUGGUUAGCAUAAUGGCUGUUCCCUCACAUUCUGUUGAUCACUGAUUAUUUUUUUUUAGCGUUUUCAACUAAAAUUCUUACAUAUUGCCCCUUUAAAUAAUAAUAAUAAUUUUGGCUACACUGAAUUUUCACCAUUGCAGCAGUGGUCUUAAAACAUCCAACGCUGUCAGUAAGAUGUGUUGCUAUGACUGUUUUGGAGCAAAUUAAUUAGUUCUGUAACAGUUGCCCAACUAUGCAAAUGUUGCUACUUUUGGAAAUAAUACAAUGCAAUACUUUGUUGCUAUUAGGUAAAUUUGUUGAUGUUAUCUGCUUGUACAUUAGUAAGCCUCAUCAUCUGUUACAGAAGUAACCUUCAAGCAGAGACGGACAGUAAAGCAAAUCAUAGGGUGAAGGAAACAUAGGUCUAAAUGAAGUGAAGGCCACAGAUUGAGAAAGAUGUGGACUGGAUGUGCAUUUCUGACAUUCAGCAGGAAUAUGGCCUUCUACAACCAUUCUUUAGUGGGUGAUGGUGUUCCUGACGGUUUAAAGCUACUGUACUAUUUAAUCAUGAUAUUAUUAUUUGUAUUGUUUAUUGUUUACAUAGGAUUACACUUUUUAAAUAUGGCUGUUUAAACAGGAUUAUCCAGGCUUUGGAAGAGUCAACUUGUUCAAAGGCUCAUUAACUUAUUUGUUCAAUAGAACUGUCCAUGUGAACUUGAAAAUAAAUGUGUUCUUUGUCUUUAGUUUUGUUAUACAAAUUACAGCAAGACAUCUGAUCACUGAUUGGACAGUCCUGUGCAAUUUUUGGACAGAUACAAAAAACACACCCAAUUGUACAAAAAUUGUAUUAAUGUAUCUAUAAAAAAAAAGGUCAUGCAUUGUCUUUUUCUCAAGUUUGAGAAUCUGUACUUUUUAAAGAGUUAUUGAUGGAUGGUUGGUCAGUGUCCUAGUAUCAAUGGCUUACACAGUGUUCUGCUUAUGUAAAAGACUCAAUUGAAAAAAUAAAGGGGAGGGUAGUUGCCAUAUAUUUUGUUAACUAUCCCAAUCCGCUUUCUUACUGGCUGCCAGCAGUAUCUGAAGAAGGUAUUUGUAAUGUUGGUUAAGUUUUGAUAGAAUCUUACCUAAAUAUAUUGUACUUAAGUCUUGAUUGAUCUCUAAGCCAAAUAUUGAUUUUAACACUGCUACUAUUCCCAGCCAGCAAAGCCGAAUUACAGCACAGUCCCAAAAUAUGUGGAAGUGAUCAGCCAAGCUUUUCCCACACCUCCUCCAGCAGUGACCAUGUCGCUGUUUUAUGUGACUUUUAAUCUGGUUUUAGAAAAAUACAUAGUACAACAGCAGCAGCUGCACUUUGUGCUUAAGCACAGACUAUCUAAAGCCGGACUGUCUCAAAAAACUGUUGGUUGGUUUGUUAAUUAUCUUACCGAGAGGACACAGUGUCUACAGGCAUAGGGCUGCACCUCUAACUCGCUCAUUGUAAGUAAAGGUGUACCCCAGGGGUCAGUCCUGGGGCUGUUCCUAUUCAUUUUGUACAUCAAUGACAUUGAUCUAAAUGUGUCAAAUGUGAAAUCUCACUUUUAUGCUGAUGACAUUGUAUUCUAUAGUUUAGCACCCACCCCAGAAGGGGCCCUCUCCCAGUUACAACUUGCUUUUAACACAGUUCAAGAACAUUUGUAUGAUUUAAAACUUGUUUUAAAUGCUGACAGAACUAAAGUCAUGCUCUCUAAUACUCUCUCUAAUACAAAAACAAAACCAAAAAACCAUCCCUCAAUCCUCUCUUCUCACGGUUUGAAGAUUGAGUGUGUUUCCAAUCACUGAUAUCUUGGUAUAUUAAUUGAUGACUCCCUCUCUUUCGCAAAUCAUAUUCAGCAGCUGGUAAAAAGAUUGAAACUAAAACUGGGUUUUUAUUUUAGUAUCAAAUCCUGCCUUUCCUUUAAGUCAAAAAAGAGACUGGUUGCUGCCACUUUUAUCUGUUCUGGACUACGGUGAUGUAUAUAUGCAAGCCUUGUCUCAAAGCUUACAUGCUCUCUGCACUGUGUAUCAUGGAGCUCUCUGAGGUUCAUCACACAUCAAUAAAGG